AUGGUGUGCUUUGUGUCCCCAGUCAUCUGGGAUGCGCUGAAGGCCAUGGUGGAAGCAGAGAAGUCAAUGAAGGAUGCCAUCAUCGAGGGCGCUGGAAUCAUUGUCGGUGCUGAUGACCUGACAGUUUGCUAUGACGAGAGAGGUUGGAAAUACGAUUUGCCCAAGUAUGUGCUGAGCGAGCCGACGAACCUCAUCAGAGAGAAGCACCCUGAGGACACACAGAUGGUGCAGUUGUCCACGCAAAGCUGA
Ostreobium quekettii is the source of this 249-nucleotide messenger RNA. The record is from the annotation of a GenBank genome assembly. Lineage: Eukaryota; Viridiplantae; Chlorophyta; Ulvophyceae; Bryopsidales; Ostreobiaceae.